UCCCCCCGGCCUUCCCCCCGGCCUUCCCUCCGGCCGUCAUGGCCCAGCCCGGGACCAGCGGUGACGCCCACCGGGACCUCGUGGUCAAGUUCAUCGGCUACAAGCUGGCCCAGCGAGGCUACCACUGGGAACCCAGCGGAGGGUCGGCGGCCCCGGCCCCCGCCCCCCGCCUCCGGCCGCCGCCCCCCGCCGUCCACCUGGCCCUGCGCCGGGCCGGGGACCACUUCUCCCGACGCUACCGGAGGGACUUCGCCGACAUGUCCGGCCAGCUGCACCUGACCCCCUCCACCGCCCGGGCCCGCUUCGCCGCCGUGGUGGACGAGCUCUUCCGCGACGGGGUCAACUGGGGCCGCAUCGUGGCCUUCUUCGAGUUCGGGGGGGCCCUGUGCGUGGAGAGCGUCCAUCGGGAGAUGGCCUCCCCGGUGGACGGCAUCGCCCAGUGGAUGACGGACUACCUCGGCCGACGGCUGCACCCCUGGAUCCAGGAGCACGGAGGCUGGGACGCCUUUGUGGAGCUGUACGGAGAGCCGGCGCGGCCGAGGCUGGAUCUCUCGUGGUUUUCUCUCAAGACCCUGCUCAGCCUGGUUGUGGUGGGGGCCUGCAUCACCUUGGGGGCUUACUUCGGGCACAAGUGAGACCGCCACGGGCUAGGGCGCGGACUGCCCAGCCCUGACCAAACUGCUAAAGCGGCCCUUUUGCGAGGCACAGAAUGGACAUUCGUGGGCCUGGUAUGAGGAGAACACACUGCCCGCCUAAAAUGUCAGCUACUUCCGGCCAAGAGGAAAUGUCACCUGUUUUCACACGGUGAAGUAAGAGAUUUAUUUAUUUAAGGCAUUUACGUUACACCUUCUGACUUCUGACACUCUGCUGCUUGUGGCAAAUGCCACUCAAUAGAGCUUCCUAUGGAAUCCCUUGGGCCUGCCCUGCUGCGGAGACCACACCUCCCAGAUCCCCUGUGUUCACGCCCGCCGGCGGGACCGCACGCCUCUAAGAAAGCUUCCGUUCCUGUAUCCACUGGCAGGACCGCAUCUCGGAAGCCCCUGUGCCCGCGCCUGCUGGCAGAAUCGCACUUCCAAAAUCCCCGCCUCCGCACCCGUUGGCGGGACCACACUUCCAGAAUCCCUGUGCCGGCACCCGCUGGUAGGACCGCAUCUCAGAGAUCCCUGUGCCUACACCCCCUGGAGGGUCCUUAUCUCGAAAACCCUUGUGCAAAUGCCCACAGGUGGGACCGUACCUCAGAAAUCCUUAUCUUCCCCCCGCCGCGCCCCAACAGGACCACACCUUAGAAGAGCCAGCACCCAGUUUGCCUGCCUGCCCCCAGCUUGGGAAGAUGCUGUUCCUUUUACUCCUAUCCUCUUGCCCCGAGGAUUCGGAUCGUUAGAGAGACAGAACCCCAGUUGGAAGACGGCCAUUUCCUUCCAGGAGAGAAGCCAAGCACUUGGUCUAUUCAGCACGGAGGGCGGCUUGUCCCCUCGCACCUAGAGAACAGCAUGGCCGGUGGGGCCGACCCGGCCAGGACUCUCCCCGGGGGCAGAGGGAGAGACGGGUUUCUAGCGUUCCUAUUUUUUUAAGCUAUAUUUUUUUAAGCUAACCCAAGGGUAAGGUAGCUAACAGCCAAUCGAUCCCAUUGUCCUGAAGGCAGAAAGAAAUCGAUCGUUAGGGAGACUGCUUGAUUCAGACGUGCAAAUGCCCAGCUAUGGACCAGCCGGCACGGCCGGAGCCUUGGGGGAGCGGGGUCGGAAGCCUUAUUCACGCUGGGAAGGUGGUGGAUGGUCUGAGAAUCCUUCAUCACCGGUAUAGGCCCAGAAGGAGGAGGCAGCAGGGCCCGCCUCCUCAAGGGAAGACGCGCCGGCCAAUUCGGCCUGUCGCGCAUCCCGGCCGGCACGUCGCAGCCAGCGGCCCUGCCUCGCCACGAGGCCAGAGCAGCCUCUCGGCCUCGUCGUCGCCACCUCGAGAUCCUUUCCAGUCACAGGACGUGCCAAACCCGGAAGCUGUACAGCUACAAACUCCCCGACAAGGAAGAGGCUGCAGCCCAGCGUGACGGGCUCCUCUGUGCUUGUUUCAGUCAUGUAAACUGGCGUCCGGUCAUUUUCAAAUCGCAAGUGGAGCUUUGGAACUAGGAGUUUCUCACGGAGGCCAUUUCUUAAAGACUGUCAACUGGAGAUAGAAACAGCUGUGGAUGCCACCAUCCAUCCUCGCCACCAUCCAUCCCGGUGUCCCUCCCGUCCUACCACCUCUCUGUGCGCCCCACCGUCCGUCCGCCAUCUGCCCCACCGCCUGACCCUCAGUCCCUCGACCGCCCAGCCUUCCUGGCGCCCCUCUGCCUGACCAUCCAAUCCACCUUCCGUCCCCAUGCCUCACCGCCUGCCCGCCCACCCGUCCGUCCGUGCGCCCCACCUCUCAUUGGGCAGCUGCUCGACCGUGGCCCAACCAAAGGAACACGCCACCGGGCCUGUGCCCGGAACCGGAGCGGAAGAGGGUGACCCGCUAACCCAUUUAGGUCAGAGAUUGGCCCCAGGAACCCAUGCCUCCGGCACCGCCCCCUCAGCGGGGACGGGGUUGGGGAUUCGGCCGGAGUGGCGGGUUGGGUCGGAGCGGGGUCGCGGGGGCCGUGCACACCCAGCCUGACGGGUGUCCAGCAGGAGGGACGGCCGAUCGUCCGCAGACGUCCCCGCUGCCCUUCUCGUGGCUGCCUUGUGCCCAAGGACCUGGUUCCAGCCGGACGGUCCGGGAAUCAGUGGGCAUCCUGCAGCCACGGCCCCCAGACUGGCCGAGACACCAGAAAGGGGACAGUGAGUCAGUUAAUCAAUCAGUGGUAUUUAUUGAGCGCUUACUGUGUGCGGAGCACUGUACUAAGCACUUAGGAGAGUAUAGUACAGAAGAGUAGGUAGACACGAUCCCUGCCCACAAGAGAGCUAGAUACCUGCUAUCGAGAAGCACGUGGCGCAGUGGAAAGAGCACGGGCUUUGGAGUCAGGGCUCAUGAGUUCGAAUCCCAGCUCUGCCACUUGU
Messenger RNA from Ornithorhynchus anatinus (platypus), 3011 nucleotides. RefSeq names its product BCL2 apoptosis regulator (gene BCL2). Gene Ontology annotation, cellular component: mitochondrial outer membrane. Gene Ontology annotation, molecular function: protein heterodimerization activity; protein homodimerization activity. Lineage: Eukaryota; Metazoa; Chordata; Mammalia; Monotremata; Ornithorhynchidae. Gene Ontology annotation, biological process: extrinsic apoptotic signaling pathway in absence of ligand; negative regulation of intrinsic apoptotic signaling pathway; intrinsic apoptotic signaling pathway in response to DNA damage. The transcript is spliced from 2 exons. Bases 39 to 635 code for a protein of 198 amino acids. The record is from RefSeq and is a predicted model, not a curated record.